This is a messenger RNA of Alternaria rosae, 2598 nucleotides long. Its product is annotated as phosphatase 2C-like domain-containing protein. Lineage: Eukaryota; Fungi; Ascomycota; Dothideomycetes; Pleosporales; Pleosporaceae. The record is from RefSeq and is a predicted model, not a curated record. The coding region runs from base 1 to 2598 and encodes 865 amino acids. Gene Ontology annotation, molecular function: protein serine/threonine phosphatase activity; cation binding. Gene Ontology annotation, biological process: protein dephosphorylation. The transcript has 4 exons.
AUGGCCAUCACCUUUCGGAGCAUGGACCGAAAACUCUUCGGUGAAGAGGACAUCCACGUUACUUUAAUUUUUAUUCAACUUUCCGAAGUCUUUUAUGUACUUACGACGAGCUUUCUCAAGGUCUCGCUAGGUCUCUUCUUCCUAAGGGUCCUUACAAAGAGAUGGCAAAAGCAUCUAUUCCACGUCAUUCUCGUCAUCAGCGGAACAUACGGCCUCUACUACGUCCUGAUCAUUAUUUUCCAUUGCGGCGACCCAACACGCCUCGCCGAUAACCUGCGAUCACCGUCUUCACCCAAUUGCCUGCCAUCUGUUCUUGUUCUCACGUCCGGGUAUCUCUACGGCGUCAUCAACGUGAUCGCUGACUGGACGUUCGUAUUGAUACCGAUCUCCGUUCUAUUGGAUAGCGACCUCGACCGAAGGAGCAAGAUUAGUGUCAGCAUGGUUAUGGCGCUCGGUGCGGUGGGAAGUGUGAGCUCGAUUCUUAGAAUGGUCUACCUGAAGGGACUGGGCUAUAAUGGCCCAGGGCUACAUGUCGAUACCGUCAAAGCAACGAUAUGGGCGACCGCCGAGCCGGGCACAGGAAUAAUCGCAGCCUCAAUCGCCAUCCUCAGGCCGCUCUUCCGCAAGAUCGCGUCCGAUGUUCGGUCAAAGGCGUCUUCUUAUUCUAACUCACGCAAGGGGUCUCUCCCAUCUGACGACUCCAUUGCGCUGAGGAGCCAAGACAUGGUUGCGCAGGAGAUGAAGAACAACCAGAAGCACACCGUAUACAGAAUCAGCGAGGAUCUAGACCCGUGGAGUCCAACGAUUGUUGCGACGGCGGAUGUGCAGAGGAUGAUUCGACGCUGCUUCCACGAAUACUUCAUAACCCACAUACCCUCGACGUCGCUGCAUCCAGACUCGCGAGUCGCCCAGCCUGCGCUGCACCACAAGCUCCCACGCGACAAGAGCACCCCGUACAAUGCGGACAAGUCGGGGCGGUCGCCGGCUGCCGUCGUGGGCACGUCGCGCGAAAUGACCGUAGUACGCAUACCAUUGAAGAGCGCAAAACAUCAUUUCGGCGUCUCGUUGUCGCGAGGGUCGCGGCCAUACAACGAGGAUGCGUUCCAGGCGGGCACCAUUGACCUCCCCGCUUUCGCACGGCGGCGCCCCAUUUCUCUGAGCCGAAAGGGACAGAGCGCGGACACCGAGGUCACGCCAGACGUAGGCGUGAGUGGCGAUCCACAGGUCUUCUACUUUGGCGUCUUCGAUGGCCAUGGCGGCGCUGAGUGCUCUGGCUUCUUGAGGGAGCAGCUGCACGAUUACCUCGAGAAGGCCACCAAGCAGUUCGAGCUCACGAGCAGUCUUACACGGGGAAGAACCGAGACUCAGUCUGGCAACCCAAAGGCCAAGGGCGAGGCUUCUUCUGGCGACCGAAGACAGAGGGACAAAGAGAGCCUAGACGCCAUAGAGACGCAUACGCCACCGGGCACGACAGCUAUGAAGCCGCCACAACCUGGAAGUAAAGAUCAGCUGCCAACUGCCGGCUCCAAGUCCAUGGACGGACCAAUCGAAGGCGUAGCUCCAGUGCGACAGUCAGACAGUGUACGAAAAGCUGAAGAUCUCGAGCAGCAGCUAGUCAAGCAAUGGAAAGAGCUCGUAGGCGGAUACUUCAGACGCUUCAAGCCCGAGUACUUCUCCAUGUCCGCGGGCGGACGCGGCCAUCCAGCCGAGAAAGAAGUCAUUGAGAAGCGCCACACCAGCAAUCCAACAAUACCCGAAGAUGUCAAAGAAGGCAUCGGAAUUGAGACCGUCCUCGAAUACGCCUUCCUCAAAGCCGACUACGACUUCGUCGCCGCGCAAGUAGGCAAAAAAGAAGAAGACCCCGUCCGCGCAGAUAAGGCUCUGAACGACGACGACAUCCUCGGCCAACCCUCCCGCCAAACCAGCAAAAACAUCGGCGGCACAAGCCGCUUCAAAGGAGGCAGCACCUGCAGCGUCGCCCUCAUCUCGACGCCUACACCUUCACCCUUCUGGCACCCAUCCUCGCCCUCCUCACUCAUAACCGCCCAUGUCGGCGACACGCGAAUCCUCCUCUGCAACACCGCCACCGGCCUCGCCGUACCCCUAACAUCGAACCACCACCCCUCCCUCCCCGAAGAAGCCACCCGCCUCCGCCGCUUCGCCGCCUCCUUCGUCACCGACUCCUUUGGCGAAGAACGCAUGUCCGGUCUCGCCAAUACCCGUUCUUUCGGCGACAUGGCACACAAACGCGUGGGCGUGAGUGCCGAACCCGAAAUCAGACGUAUAGAACUGUCGCCUGCAGAAUACUCGUUCCUCAUCUUAUGUUCGGAUGGUGUGUCGGGCCAUUUGUCAGACCAGGAGAUUGUGGAUAUUGUUAAAGAGGCUAAGACGCCGGAACAGGCGGCGCGCGAUGUGGUGGCUUUUGCUACCGAGACGAGUACGGGAAGUGAGGGCGCAGAUAAUGCGACGGGCUUGGUUGUUAGGUUGGGGGGUUGGGAGAGGAGGGGAGAGGGGGGAUUGGGGAGUCUGGGGACGAAGGAGAUGAGAGAUUGGAGGAGGCAGGAGGCAGAGAAUCCGAGGGCUAGUGGGAGGAUGUGA